Melopsittacus undulatus (budgerigar) is the source of this 869-nucleotide messenger RNA. RefSeq names its product histidine rich calcium binding protein (gene HRC). Lineage: Eukaryota; Metazoa; Chordata; Aves; Psittaciformes; Psittaculidae. The transcript has 7 exons. Bases 1 to 858 code for a protein of 285 amino acids. The record is from RefSeq and is a predicted model, not a curated record. Gene Ontology annotation, molecular function: calcium ion binding.
AUGGGGACCCCCAUGAUCACCAUGGCAACGGGGAGCCCCAUCAUCAUCCUCAUAGUGAUGAAGGCCAUCAUCAUCCUCACCAUGGAGACCCCCAUCAUCACCAUGGCAACCUGGAGCCCCAUCAUCAUCCUCAUAGGGAUGAAGGCCAUCCUCAUCAUCACCAUGGAGACCCCCAUCAUCACCAUGGCAACCAGGAGCCCCAUCCUCAUCCUCCUAGCGAUGAAGACCAUCAUCAUCCUCAUAGUGAUGAAGGCCAUUACCAUCCCUAUAGUGAUGAAGACCAUCAUCAACCCCAUACAUGGCAACCUUGAUGACGGUCCCCAUGGGGGUGAUGAAGGCCACGACGACGACAGCCACGAGGGGGGGGAUGAAGGCUCUGACCUUCCUCCUCCUCCUCAGGCCCACUCCAGCCACCCCCAUGAUGAUGAUGAUGAAGAUGAAGGCCUUCAUCCCCAUGGGGAUGAUGAUGAAAGGCACCGUUACCAUGGAGACGAAGGCCAUGGUGACCCCCCCAGCUCCAAGGAGGAGGAGGAGGAUGAUGAUGAUGAUGAUGAAGAUGAUGAUGAUACCUCCUCCAAAGAGGAUGAAGGGAGUGAGGAGGAGGAGGAGGAGGAGGAUGAAGGCCGGUACCAGCCCGGCUCCAUCUGCCGCUAUUGCACCUUAUGCAAGCGCUGCCAGCACUGCACCCACUGCCCCUGUGCCGAGGGGGAGUCCUGUCCUCACUGUGAGGGCUGCCAGUUCUGUUACCUGUGCCCCCUGCUGUGUGACACUGCCUGUCAGCCUGGCAGCCUCAUAGAUGAGCUCUCAGGGGCCUUCCUUCAGUCCCUCUCCAGCUUCUUCGAGGGACCAGAGGCUUGAAUGGAUUUGGG